CCCGAUGGAGGAGGGGGCGCAGGGCGGGUCCGGGUCCCGGAGGGUGAUGUGGCCCCGCCCGGCCGUCCCCGCCCCCUCGCCGCGUCCGGGCCUCGCUGGAGCCGCCGCCCGAGCUUCCGAGCGCCGCGGGCCGGCCGGAGGGGCGCACAGACCCGCGGACGCCGGGCCGGACGAGCAUGUGGAAGCUGAGCCGCAGCCGGGUGCUCCUGGACGAGCCGCCCGAGGAGGAGGACGGACUGCGGGGGGAGCCGCCGCCCAACGCGGACGCCAGCGGCGCGCAGGGAGCAGGUUUCCAAGGUUGGAAGGAAGUGACUUCGCUGUUUAAUGACGACGACGAGCAGCACCUGCUGGGAAGAUGCAAAUCUCCCAAGUCCAGGGGAACCAGCUUACGGUUGAAAGAAGAGCUGAAGACGGAGAAGAAGUCUGGGUUUUGGGACAAUCUGGUUUUAAAGCCGAACACACAGUCCAAGAAGCCAGACGAGAUCGAGGGCUGGGAGCCCCCGAAGCUUGCUCUCGAAGACGUGGCGGCCGAGUCGGGCCCCCUGAGCGACCAGGCGUCCCGGCCGGGCUGGGAGGAGGGGGCCAAGGGCUCCGGCAAGUACACCAGCCUGGCCGGCCCGGGGGGCAGCUCGCGCUGGAGCCUGCGCUCGGCCGGGAAGCUGGUCAGCAUCCGGCGCCAGAGCCGCGGCCACCUGACCGACAACUGGGAGGAGCUCGAGUGACCGGCCGGCCGCCAGCGCCGUCCCCGCAGCAGGGCCGCCCUCCGCUCAGUCUGUUUGCUGUAUCGGGUGUCUCCGUAGCCUCUCGAGUUUAGUCUUUCCAGGUUAGAGAGCGGAGCCCACUCUGCCCACAUUUCUUCUCCCACGCUGGCUAGGAGUUUCCAGACACUGUGACCACCUGCGGCAGCCACGCCACGCCACGCCACGCCACGCCGGUGUGUCUGCGUGUUUCUGACCUGGGGGUGCAGUUUCGGAUGCCGCCCCACAGGUACCAAACAGCACUCCCCGCCGUCCUCAGCUGCACCCGUUUGCCACACGACGCGGUGACUCCUGCGGUGACUCCUGCGAGGAACGUGGGAGCCGAUGGUGACACCGAACGUCACCGGGACGGACACGCGCCAGCCAGGGUCCGCGAGCCUGGCCCAGGCCGCGCCAGGUCGUGUUUACCCUGGAAAAUCAAACUUCUUCUCAAAUUAAAAAUCUGUCAGCAAAUCAAAUUCUAGAGAAGCGAACGCUGCCUGCCGCCGGCAGAGGACCCGCCCCCCCCGCCCCUAGGCGGUGGGUGGAGACGGCGCUGCGUGUGUUGAGGUUUUAUUUCUGCUGCUGGGCUUUUAAAUAUCGAUCUGUAUUUUCUUCUAAAAGCCUGUCGUGCUUUUUUAUUCCAGAUUACAGAAAACCCUCAAGUGUGGGUCACUGUUAGUCACUUGAUUCCGUACUUUUGCUUGGAAGCCGUUAACUUGCUCUUGACAGGGCUGCAACGUAUAAACACUGGAAGUGCCUCCUUCUAGAAUGCCCCCGGUGUUGUGUAAAAACGAGAUGCUGUGCGAUGCCGAAGGGCUGCGUCGGUGCCGUGCGGGUGGCACCGCGUCCGCGGGUCAGGGCCCGGACAGCCGUCCCGCGUGCGGCCCGCGCACCCAGCCGGGCUGGUUUGAGGGACCAGGCGUCGGUUUUCGUCACGAGAACCUCUGGCGGCACUGCAUCCCCGGGAGGAACAUCCCGGCUGCUCAGGGCUCACGGUGCUGCUCCACGGAGGGGCUCGGUCACUCCUGGGACCGGCCGCACGCCCCAUGCCUGGUGGGUCAGAGCGUCUGUCUGUCUGUCUGUCGUCUGCCAAGCAUCUGUCUGUUCCCCCAUCUGUUUUUCAGGAGAACAAGAAGUCUGCUUGACGGAGCCUGGGCACCGACGAGCUUUCAGUGGUGCUGGGGCUGAGCCAGGCGUGGGUCGGGUGGGGACUGUAAACCACACGUUUAUCUGCAAACAUUUAUGCAAAUGAGAUGUUGUUGUACGGGGUCCCGUGGAAAUGGCUCUGUGGGUCUUAAUAUAGGUAUUUAUUGGUGUGCUUCAGGAGAAAAGUAAUCUACCAAAGCGACUGUUUGUGCACAGGUCGAGAGAAAUUCGGGUUGGUUUGGGGAGUCUUGUUUGAAUUCUGUGUAUAGACAACUGUGUGAAGAAUGAGGUGUCUGCUCCUUCUACUAAUGUGUUAGUAUUUUUAAUACAAAAGCGAUGGCUGCAGAGGUCAAACCCACCCUUAAUGCUGAGGUUUUAAGAAAUAAAAGUAUCGUUUCUAUCGUCCCUCAUCGUUGGCCUGUCA
Eptesicus fuscus (big brown bat) is the source of this 2310-nucleotide messenger RNA. It is a transcript of the gene TDRP, whose product is annotated as testis development related protein. The record is from RefSeq and is a predicted model, not a curated record. The coding region runs from base 177 to 722 and encodes 181 amino acids. Gene Ontology annotation, biological process: spermatogenesis. Lineage: Eukaryota; Metazoa; Chordata; Mammalia; Chiroptera; Vespertilionidae. The transcript has 3 exons. Gene Ontology annotation, cellular component: nucleus; cytosol.